Molecule: messenger RNA, 1212 nt
Organism: Parnassius mnemosyne (clouded apollo)
Lineage: Eukaryota; Metazoa; Arthropoda; Insecta; Lepidoptera; Papilionidae
Source: the annotation of a GenBank genome assembly
AUGUCUCAAAAUUCUGAAAAACAGUCGAGUCAAGAUGUUGUGGAUCCUACAGGACCAGCUGCCCGCAAAGGCGUACUUAUUUCGUUUAGAACCGGCAAAACAAUGGAAAUACCUGAAAAGGAUAUAUUAGGCAGAUGCAGAUUUGUUGGAGAGUUUGAGAAGUUAAAUCGCAUUGGAGAAGGAACUUAUGGAAUUGUUUAUAGGGCUAAGGAUAAAUUGAAUGGCAAUAUUGUUGCAUUAAAGAAGGUGAGAAUGGACGUGGAAAAAGAUGGCUUACCUUUAAGUGGUCUUCGAGAAAUUCAAGUAUUAAUGGCUUGCAAACAUGAGAACAUUGUGCAGUUAAAGGAGGUUCUGGUUGGACGUUCUUUAGAAAGCAUAUUUCUUUCAAUGGAGUACUGUGAGCAAGAUCUUGCAUCUUUACUUGACAAUAUGUCUUCACCGUUUACCGAGUCACAAGUUAAAUGCCUGAUGCUACAAGUGCUAAAAGGCUUAAAGUAUUUGCACUCCAAUUUUAUAGUGCACAGAGAUCUGAAAGUAUCAAAUUUGCUCUUAACUGAUAAGGGGUGUGUAAAAAUAGCCGAUUUCGGUUUAGCUCGUUGGCUAGGAGCGCCAGCACGUAGUGCGACACCGCGCGUAGUAACUCUAUGGUACAGAGCACCAGAGUUAUUACUGCAGUCACCUAAACAGACUCCAGCUCUUGAUAUGUGGGCGGCCGGAUGUAUUCUCGGGGAACUCUUAGCUAACAAGCCUCUUCUACCAGGCAGAACAGAAAUAGAACAGCUUGAGCUUAUUGUGGAUUUACUGGGCACUCCAUCAGAUGCAAUUUGGCCAGAGUUUAGCACCCUGCCGGCACUACAAAAUUUCACCCUGAAACAGCAGCCUUAUAACAACUUGAAACAACGUUUCCCAUGGUUGUCAGCGGCUGGGUUACGAUUACUCAACUUCCUCUUCAUGUACGACCCUAAUAAGAGAGCCACAGCUGAAGAGUGCUUACAAAGUUCCUACUUUAAGGAACAGCCAUUGCCUUGUGAUCCGAAGUUGAUGCCGAGCUUCCCUCAACACAGGAAUAUGAAGGGACAGCAAAAGAGCGCGUCCAACCAGUUAAACUUACCCCUGUCUAAUUUAAAUACGGGAGCUAACGAUCAAACCAACAAUUUGCCAGCCAUUUCAGAUUUGUUGGGUUCACUCGUUAAGAAAAGGAGGCUAGACUGA